Messenger RNA from Salvelinus sp. IW2-2015, 3810 nucleotides. RefSeq names its product peroxisome proliferator-activated receptor alpha b (gene pparab). The record is from RefSeq and is a predicted model, not a curated record. Gene Ontology annotation, biological process: negative regulation of cholesterol storage; positive regulation of fatty acid metabolic process; negative regulation of inflammatory response. NCBI's taxonomy places the organism in Eukaryota, Metazoa, Chordata, Actinopteri, Salmoniformes, Salmonidae. Gene Ontology annotation, cellular component: nucleus. Gene Ontology annotation, molecular function: nuclear receptor activity; zinc ion binding; RNA polymerase II cis-regulatory region sequence-specific DNA binding.
UCUGUGUGGUGGGGAAUUUUGACAGCGACAGCGUUGUUUAGGAGACAAACAAGGACGUGUAGAAGGGGGCUAUUUUUCUCUCCUCGUUCCUCCCGAUCUCGCACUGACAGUUUCUCAACGCACCUAGAUUUCUGACGAUAUGGCGGCUUCUGAUCGGGCUGUCUACUGUAAGUCUGAUGAGUAAUCCCCCCCCCUGGUCCUGUCCUCCAUUGUGGUCGACAUGGCGAGCCACUACCGGCCGCCGUCCCCCCUGGAGGAUUCGGUGCUGGGCAGCCCGGUGUGUGGGGACUUCCUUGGGGGCAUGGAGGAGCUGCAGGACAUCCCCCAGUCCAUCGAUGGUGACGCCCUCAGCUCCUUGGACGUCCCUGAGUACCAGUCCCAGUCGAGUAAUGGCUCCGAAGGAUCCACCGUUCUAGAUGCUCUGACCCCUGCAUCCAGCCCGUCGUCAGGGGGCUAUGGGGCGGCUGCAGGGCUGGAGGAGUUCUCCUCCACCUCUCUGAACCUGGAGUGUCGGGUGUGUGCCGACCGCGCCUCCGGAUACCAUUAUGGAGUUCACGCCUGUGAGGGCUGCAAGGGUUUCUUUCGGCGGACCAUCCGCCUGAAGCUGGAAUAUGACAAGUGUGAGCGCCGCUGUAAAAUACAAAAGAAGAACCGUAACAAGUGCCAAUACUGCCGCUUUCAGAAGUGCCUGUCUGUGGGCAUGUCCCACAACGCGAUCCGUUUUGGUCGGAUGCCCCAGUCAGAGAAGCUGAAGCUGAAGGCAGAGAUCCAGACGGGGGACAGGGAGGUGGAGGACCCCGAGCAGGCCGACCAGAAGACCCUGGCCAGGCACAUCUACGAGGCCUACCUCAAGAACUUCAACAUGAACAAGGCCAAAGCCCGCACCAUCCUCACCGGCAAGACAAGCACUCCACCCUUCGUCAUCCACGACAUGGAGACCCUCCAGCUGGCAGAGCAGACCCUGGUGGCUAAGAUGGUGAGCACGGCCGGGAGCCAUCUGCUUGAGAAGGAGGCUGAGGUCCGCAUCUUCCACUGCUGCCAGUGCACCUCCGUAGAGACGGUCACAGAGCUAACCGAGUUCGCCAAGUCUGUCCCCGGCUUCUCCAGCCUGGACCUGAACGACCAGGUGACUCUGCUGAAGUAUGGCGUGUACGAGGCACUGUUCGCCCUGCUGGCAUCGUGUAUGAACAAGGACGGCCUCCUGGUGGCCUACGGAUCGGGCUUCAUCACCAGGGAGUUCCUCAAGAGUCUGAGGAGGCCCUUCAGCGACAUGAUGGAGCCCAAGUUUCAGUUCGCCAUGAAGUUCAAUGGGCUGGAGCUGGAUGACAGUGACCUGGCUCUGUUUGUGGCUGCCAUUAUCUGCUGUGGAGACCGCCCUGGCCUGGUGAACGUGACCCACAUCGAGUGCAUGCAGGAGAACAUUGUUCAGGUGCUGCAGCUCCACCUGCUGGCCAACCACCCAGACGACACCUUCCUCUUCCCCAAUCUGCUGCAGAAACUGGCCGACCUCCGUCAACUGGUCACCGAGCACGCGCAGUUGGUCCAGGAGAUCAAGAAGACCGAGGACACGUCACUCCACCCCCUGCUGCAGGAGAUCUAUAGGGACAUGUACUGAGAUUUUUAGCCCAGGGAGAAGGGCUGGGGGCUGAGAACACACACCUCACCCUCCAUUUUGGGGACAUGUACUGAGCCUAGAAAGGAGGUGGUCUGCCAUUUUGGGGACGCAGGCGUGAACAGUCCCACGGUGAUGACAGGGUUGAACAGUCCCACGGUGAUGACAGGCGUGAACAGUCCCACGGUGACAGGGUUGAACCACUGAACCCCCAGAUACAGGGUUGCUCGUAUUUCUCAGCAGCGAGAGUAUUGGUGUUUAUGAGGCCCAGACAUCACAGGACAAGACAGAACUACAGGACACUACUCUGGGCACCUGCAGUUGGGUCCACUACUCCUUCAUGGACCUAAAGGGCCGUAUUAUGUGUGUGGAGGGGCAGUGUGGAGCUGAAUUGAGUCUCCUGUUCUAUCCUAGUGUUUAUCCUAAUGCAGUUCCCAGCUAGAGAACAUGUAUCGGGCUGGAGUACACAGAUCAAAUAAUAAAUUGCUGGUUUGGGUAAGUAAGAUUCAGUCAGUCUAUAACCACCAGAAUCCCUGCUUAGGUACAUGCUUAAAGGGGCCUGCACUGAGCCAUACUCAGGCACUAGAGUGAAGAACAGCAGAACUUACUCUUCAGAACACCACUUCAGCGGUAUGUUUAUAACUUUGCCAUUUUGUACCGAACGUGAGAGCGAGAGGAAAGAAUGAUAGUGAUGCCCACCUACUUUGCAGUAAAGACACCCAAGUGACUUCAAUGCCGACUACAGAUUUUUAGAUGUGAGUGACUGUGUCUCACAGCAAGGCAGCUUUUUCAGUGAUUGGCUGUGCUCCCCCAGUGAAGUACAGAUGUAGGUUCUUUAUUUGAGAUGGUUUGCUACAGCAGGAUAAUACUUCUGCAGCAACAGGAAAUGUGAAUUAUAAUUCAUGGACAUUUUCUGUUGAUACCUUUUGGGGUUGAUACCUUUUUCAUAAGUGCCAAUCAAGUCUGAAAUGUAAAAGGAGAAAUUGCAAACGUUAGAAACCUUUUACACAAGUUUGCAUUUCCUGCUGUGCAGGAAAAUGUUCAGCAACUAAAAGAGUGAUUAAGAGCCUACAUCUGUAAUGGGAUUGCAUGGUCAGUUUCCUAAUACACCAUACUGUACCAGACUAUUGUCCCUCAGAUGCGGCUCAAAAUCCAACUCACAGGACAAGUAAAUGUAACAGACUGCUUCAUUCAUUUUGGGAAAGCUCUCCUGUGCCUUAUCAAAUUAUUUCACCUGCUUAGGCGAUAACAAAUCAUGUAUUAUAAAUGGGAUUCCUCUGAAAAAUACUAUAACUAUAAUUUAGCCAUUGAUUUAACAUGGGCACGUUCACUAAUGUUAUCAAGGAGGAGGCUAAAGAGUUUCAGUAAUUGCUCCCUCUAUAUCUCUCUGAAUAUUUCGUCCUUUGCUAUUUUCGACACAAGACCCACAGCCUCAGUUGGACAGACACACUCUUGGCCUCAACAGGCCUCCAUUGUUCAAACAUCAGUUACUCUUCAGUCAUUCUACAGAUAAUUAUUCCCUAUGUGCUGUAUAGGGAUGGUUUUCACAUACCUUACCAUCCGUCUCAUUUUCCUCUCCUAUCUAGACCAAACUCUAACAGGGAGGCUUUGGUGCGCAUUAUAUUCAUUUCAUAAAACCAAUGUGAAACUCAAUUAACUUUAACCGAUUUUUCAGUACGUUCACAAACAAAGGCAAACAAACUACCAUGUCAAUAGUGUUUCCCCCACCCUUCAGAACAUGGCUCUAUCAGGACAUUUUGUUUGUAAGUAGUUUGAUUUUCUUCAUAACAGACAUUCAGAAAUGACCACUGUCAGAUAUUCACUCUGUAAAUGCACCCACAAUGCAACACUAAAGCACAAGUAUGCUUCCGAGAUGUGAUAUGAGUCUAUGUUGUAUACUGUACCUCUGUAAUUAUGCCUUUUGGAAGAAAAAAACACUAAUAUUUGGCACUCCAUCUUGUUUUGCAUUCUGGUAUUAAAGGUCUAAUACGACGUUAAACUACAUUAAAACCUUAACACAUGCAGAUUGAGAGCAGGUUUACCACAUUUUAAGCAAUUUACCAGAAAGCCUGUUCUUUUACUCUCUCACUCAUAUUAUCCCAGCCCCCAUUACACAUAUCUGACUUACUCUCUUACUCAAUCAUCUCUCUCUUCUUUCUUUCUUUCUUUCUUUCUUUCUUUCUUGCUUGCUUGCUUGC